AUGGGAAAUAUUGACGAAAAUAACGAUUCUUUGAUAUUUGUUAACUAUACUGUAUGUGAAGAAGUUUAUAAAACCUAUAUGAAGCAGAGGAAAUGUGUUAAUGUAGCAGUGCAUGGAAAAGCAAUAAAUGAUGAAGUGGGUAACGAAAAUGAUAACGGAAAAAAUCAAAAAAAAAAUGUGAAAAAACUAGUUUCUUUUCAUAAUGAUCAAAUUACAAAAAAAAAUGAAUAUUUAAGUCAAAAUGAAAAAAAUAAUACUGUAAUAAAAAUACCAACUUUAAAAUAUCAAAAAACAGAUAAUAUAAUUAAAAGGAGGAAAACUUAUUUUUAUAACAAUGAUAAAUAUAAUAAAUUAAUGAAUGAGUUUAAACAACAGGAACUUAAAAGAAUCAAAUCAUUUCACUAUAUUUAUAAAUGGCAAAUUUCAAUAAUUAUAUUAUUCUUUUUAUCUAUAACUUUUUUUUUAAUUGGGAUAUAUAUCUAUUAUGAAUCUGAACAAGUUGUAGAAGUAACAAUUGAAUAUGAUUCUGAAACUAAAUAUAAAAUAUUUGAAAUAAAAAAAGAAAUGAAACAACCAAUUUAUAUACAUUAUAAAAUAUCAAAUUUUUAUUAUAAUUACAAACACUUUUUAAUAGAUGAAUCACAUUCAACUUAUGAUGGAAAACGAUGUAAACAUAUUAAAACUUUAGAAGACCUUUACAAGUUUAGAUGUAUAAAUGGAAAACAAACACUUCCAGAACUAACUCAAAAUUUAAAAAUAAAAAAUAAAUCGAAAAUAAAAAAUAGUAUUGUAGGCAAUGAAAAUGAUGAUUCUCAAAUUUUGGAUGAAGAAAAAUGUGAUAUAAAUAUAUUAACAGAAAAAGAAAAAAAACAAAACAUAUUUCCAUGUGGAUUAGUAUCUGCAUCUAUAUUUAAUGAUAAAAUAAGUUUAUCAGUUAAAAAUAAAAAUUUGGAAAUUAAUAAAUUCCCUAUUAUUAAUUAUUAUGAUUUAUUUUUUUAUUUAAAAAAACAUAAAAAAAAUUCAGAGAAAUAUCAAAUGUGGUUAAAUACCUUUUCCCAUGAAUAUAAAAACUGGUUUGCCCCCCCAAUGACAUCAUCUUUUAUUAAACCUUAUGGAAUUAUUAAAGAAGAUUUAAAACCAGGAAAUGAUUAUAAAAUUAUAUUUACUCAAAAUACAUGGCCAGAGCAAGCAUGGAAAUCAAAAAAAUAUUUUCAAUUAACUACUUUAAGGCCCAUUGGGAAUGCAACAUUUGAACUUGCUUAUGCAUUCUUUUUAUUAUCUUUUAUUUAUUUUAUUAUUCUUAUAGUAAUAUUUAUAUUAGCGAAAUUGAAUUUCUGUAAAUUAGGUAAAACUUUUGAUUAUUGUAAAAUGAUAAUUAACAAUAAAGAAAGUAAAUUACAUCCAAAAUAUCAGAUAGCAUAUUCCAAAAAAAAAUUUUACUCUAUUAAAAAUAGUUAUUCUUUACGAAACGAUAAGUUAUUAACUAAGAUAGAUAGUUCUGAAAAUUGUAUUAAUCAUAAAAAUAUUCAUAAAAACGUAUGUAUUUGUCCAUUACAUUAA
Plasmodium berghei ANKA is the source of this 1560-nucleotide messenger RNA. RefSeq names its product LEM3/CDC50 family protein, putative. The record is from RefSeq and is a predicted model, not a curated record. Gene Ontology annotation, cellular component: plasma membrane; endoplasmic reticulum; Golgi apparatus. Bases 1 to 1560 code for a protein of 519 amino acids. The transcript has a single exon. NCBI's taxonomy places the organism in Eukaryota, Apicomplexa, Aconoidasida, Haemosporida, Plasmodiidae.